This is a messenger RNA of Bombyx mandarina (wild silkworm), 713 nucleotides long. RefSeq lists its product as uncharacterized. The record is from RefSeq and is a predicted model, not a curated record. Lineage: Eukaryota; Metazoa; Arthropoda; Insecta; Lepidoptera; Bombycidae.
GAAGUCAUGAGAUGAGAUUGUGUGUAUAUAAAAGCUUACGUCUGGAAGGAACAGCACAGUUCGACGAGAUGGCUCGACUUGCUAUAGCUGCGUUGGCUCUGGGCCUCUUCGCUUGCGCAUGCGCGGCGCCAGGAUACGGGGGCGGAAGUGGUAGCCUCGGAGGUGGAAGUGGCGGAGGCGGUGGUUUUGGAGGCGGCGGAGGCGGUGGCUUUGGAGGCGGCGGAGGCAAGGGCGGUUACGGCGGCGGUAGCCACGGAGGCGACAGCGGUGGUAGCCACGGAGGCGGUGGUAGUAGCCACGGAGGCGGUGGUGGUAGCCACGGAGGCGGCGGUGGUUUUGGCAGCGGCGGCGGUGGUGGUUCUGGAGGCGGCGGCGGUGGUAGCCACGGAGGCAGCGGUGGUUUUGGCAGCGGCGGCGGUAGUGGUCAUGGAGGCGGCAGUGGAUUUGGAGGAGGAAGCGGCGGCGGCAACGGUGGUGGCUUCGGUGGCGGCCACGGUGGCGGUGGCGGCGGCGGGGGCGGAGGCGGGCAUGGAGGUGGCGGAUAUGGUGGUCACAAAGGUGGAUAUGGACGUUAAUCUCCAUUGGAACACCGGCACACGAGAAACAUCCAAAAGCAUAAUGUGAUAUAAGAUAGAUUUUAUUGUUUUUCAUUUCUUACUCUAUUUUACGACUGUAUGUGUUUUUUCAAUAAAUAUAUAUAUUUUAAUAUACGA